Messenger RNA from Pistacia vera, 2181 nucleotides. RefSeq names its product pentatricopeptide repeat-containing protein At2g36980, mitochondrial. The record is from RefSeq and is a predicted model, not a curated record. The coding region runs from base 294 to 2165 and encodes 623 amino acids. Gene Ontology annotation, molecular function: RNA binding; protein binding. Gene Ontology annotation, biological process: RNA modification. NCBI's taxonomy places the organism in Eukaryota, Viridiplantae, Streptophyta, Magnoliopsida, Sapindales, Anacardiaceae. The transcript has a single exon.
UAUAGCCAUUCUAAAAUUCUGAAGGAGCAAAGUUUAUGACAUCAUACCGUUGAGCCAAUUCUCUUAAACAAAUUACAUCAGGAAGUGUUCAGAUAGCAUAUCAUUAGAGCUUUGAUUUUGUUUGUUUCUCAUACUUCUGAAGGCAUCUUUGGUGACUUGAAAACCUAUAGAUAGUGCAAAUAGCAGCACAGAAACAGCUUUAUCCAAUUUAGGACGGAGGCAAACAACAUCAAUUAGUUCCAAGUAAAUAAUUUUUUCACCAAUCCCCAAACCUAGAGCUUCAAUGACUUGAUAUGCACUCAAAUUUGUGUCGUACUACGUCAAAAAUCGUUUCUCUUGCCAAACUUGGUCGCAUUUCAUGUGCGCGCAAAGUGUUCGAUAAUAUGCCGGACAGAGACGUUGUCUCCUGGAAUGCAAUGUUGUCAAGCUAUACUCAGAUGGGUCUUUACCCAGAAGCGCUUUCUCUUUUCCAGCACAUGAGAGUCUCCAAUACGAAUCCUGACCAAUUCUCGUUCACUGCGACUUUAAAUGCUUGUGCAGGCAUAAAUGACGUUCAAAAUGGAGCAAAAUUGCAUGCUUUAAUCCUUGUUCUCGGGUACCAAUCUUCGUUGCCAGUUAACAAUUCGCUUAUUGACAUGUAUGGUAAGUGUUUAGAGCCUUCUAGUGCAAGUAAAGUGUUCAAGGAAAUGAAUGAAACGAAUGAAGUUACGUGGUGUUCUCUGUUAUAUGCAUAUACAAAUACUGGUCAGUUCAAUAUGGCAAAUGAAGUUUUUCGUGUGAUGCCAAAUAGGGUGACAAUUGCAUGGAAUAUAAUGAUUGCGGGGCAUGCUAAACAUGGGGAAAUUGAAGUAUGUUUGAGUUUAUUUAAAGAAAUGCGAGAGAAUAUGAGUUUGCCCGAUCAGUGGACUUUGAGUGCUCUCAUGAGUGCUUGUGCUGAAUCAUCAGAAUUGAUAUAUGGAUGCAUGAUGCAUGCCUUUGUAAUCAAAAUUGGUUGGAGAUCCGCUGUGGAGGCAAAGAAUUCGAUCCUCAGCUUUUAUGCAAAAGUAGGCUGCCAGAGUCAUGCUAUCAAGGAGUUUGAAUCCACUGGAAUGUUGAGUCAAGUUUCUUGGAAUGCCAUCAUAGAUGCUUACAUGAAAUCAGGGGACACAGAGGAAGCGUUUAAUGUAUUUCAGCGGGCACCUGAGAAAAAUGUUGUUUCGUGGACGUCUAUGAUUACAGGGUAUGCAAGAAAUUCAAAAGGAGAACAAGCUCUUAGCUUCUUUGUUGAAAUGAAAAAGAAUUGUUUAUGUCCAGAUGAUUUCACAUUUGGAGCUGUCCUUCAUGCAUGUUCAAGUUUGGCGGUAGUAGGGCUUGGUAGCAUGGUUCAUGGUUGUGUGAUUCACUAUGGUUUCCAUGCUUAUGUUUAUGUUUGCAAUGGCUUGGUUAACAUGUAUGCUAAGUGUGGGGAUAUUGAAGGGUCAAUCCGUGCAUUCAGUGAAAUCCUGUAUAAGGAUUUGGUUUCCUGGAACGCGUUGUUAUUUGGAUUCGGGAUGCAUGGAUUGGCUAGUGAAGCUUUACAGCUCUAUGAUCAUAUGAUAGCAUCUGGGACAAAACCAGACAAAGUUACUUUCAUCGGACUGUUGAUAACUUGUAGCCACGCGGGGCUUAUAGAGAAAGGUAGUAUGUUUUUUGAAUCAAUGGAGUCAGUUUAUGGUCUUUCCUAUGAAAUGGAUCAUGUGGCAUGCAUGGUGGAUAUGCUCGGCCGAGGUGGAUACUUGAAGGAAGCAGAAGAAUUGGCAAAAAAGCUUUCGAAUGCAGUUCGUAGUAAGACCAGUUCUAGUGAGGCUAUGCUUGGAGCCUGUUAUGUGCAUGGGGAUGUUGAACUUGGAACAUAUCUGGGAGAGGAUUUGAAGACUUCAGAGCCUAAGAAGGAGACGAGCUUUGUUUUGCUGUCAAAUUUGUAUUGUGCAAGUGGUAAGUGGAAGGAAGCAGAGAUGGUAAGGAAGGCUAUGAUGGAUCAAGGGGUAAAGAAAUUGCCUGGUUGUAGUUGGAUUAGAGUGAAAAAUGAAGUGGCGGCCUUUGUAGCUGGGAAUAAUUCUCAUCCAUCCAUGGGAAAGAUAAGUGAAAUAUUACACUACCUUGAAUUUGAAAUGAGAAAUCCAUGCUUUAAUAGUUUUAAGAAUUAAAAGAAAUCAAAUAUUU